CCGGCGGCCAGCAGCGGCUGUGUGCGUGCUAAUGACGGUGAAGGUGCCUGGAGGAGGGCCUCGGAAGGGGCUGCCCAGCGCAAUCGCGCCCCUGGCACUUGCUAAGAGAUUCUCAGCCCUUUCUCUGCAGCUGCCACUUGAAGUCUCCACGCUUUCCCUCCAGAGGAAAGAAGCCAUCUAUCUAAAUCAGCUGUGUCCCUGCGUCUCUCCUUUCUCCCUCCGCCAGCCGCCACCCCCACCCCUUCCAUUGUGUUGUGCGUUUAGCUCCGCUUCCUGCGUGAGACCCUAACCUCUUGUAGCAGCAGGCGUUACUGAGGGUUUCGGAACCUCGAGUUGCAAUGGAGCUGUACGGAAAGAUGGCCUCUUCCCAAGAUGCCAGGUAUGGCCAGAAAGACUCCUCUGAUCAGAACUUUGACUACAUGUUCAAAUUGCUCAUCAUUGGCAAUAGCAGUGUGGGGAAAACAUCUUUCCUGUUCCGUUAUGCGGAUGACUCCUUUACAUCUGCAUUCGUCAGCACAGUUGGGAUCGAUUUCAAAGUAAAAACUGUAUUCAAAAAUGAAAAGAGAAUCAAGCUUCAGAUUUGGGACACAGCAGGCCAGGAAAGAUACAGAACUAUCACCACAGCCUAUUAUCGUGGAGCCAUGGGCUUUAUUUUGAUGUAUGACAUCACAAAUGAAGAGUCCUUCAAUGCGGUACAGGAUUGGUCAACUCAAAUUAAAACAUACUCUUGGGAUAAUGCCCAGGUUAUCCUGGUUGGGAACAAAUGUGACAUGGAAGAUGAGCGGGUCAUCUCAACGGAGAGAGGCCAACAUUUAGGAGAACAGCUUGGGUUUGAAUUUUUUGAAACAAGUGCCAAGGAUAACAUUAAUGUCAAGCAGACAUUUGAGCGUCUUGUGGAUAUCAUCUGUGACAAAAUGUCAGAGAGUUUGGAGACGGAUCCGGCCAUCACUGCCGCAAAGCAGAACACAAGACUCAAGGAAACCCCUCCUCCACCACAGCCCAACUGUGGUUGUUAAUGUCCCCACAAAGGCAGUUCUGCGGGGCGGGGGGCACAUCACCAACCAACAGCAUUUAUAAAUGGUUGAUUAACCUUCAUUUAUACUGCCUAAUAAUUAUUUGAGGGAAAUCUUUGAUGUCAGUGGCUCAUACAUGCAUUCAAUUCGUGGGAGAUUUCCUGUGUUAAUAUGUGGCAAAUAUGUGAUCUCAAAUUUGUAAGGACUAUCCAUCUAUAAACAUCUGGUAUUUGCAUGUAAUUUGUUACUUGUCUUUGUAGGCUCUUUUUGUUUCAGAUUUCUUCUCAAGAUUAAGCUACUGCUGGGACCUCAGACUGUAAUUUCACUACAACUGACUUUUGUGCCACGGGUUCAAAUUUGCAAUUCACUUGUAUGGAUGAUAAACGAGGAAUUGUUUGUGUGUGUGGACAAGAGGAGAUCUCAGGAGACCGUCAUGGGUCUGGUUAGUUUACCGUUCAGGAAAUGUGUCUGUUUUUCAGUGUUAUUAAUAACUGAGGAGACCAUUGACUAUAAAGAACUUAAAGUACUGUGUUUGAAACUCUUGCCAAUUUUCUAAGACAUUAAAUCUAGUUCCAGUGUGAGAAGUAGAAUUAUUUAAUAGGAACUAGAUUUAAACAAUCCUCUUAAUUUAGUUGUUUAAAUAAUCAAUGUCUCUAACCCAGGGUUACUGUUGCCACUGUAUGUGCCCAACAUUCUGAAUAGUUGAGGGCACCAACAGCCUGAGAGGCAUCUGGUUAAGGCAUGAUAUGACAGUUGUUUUAACCAAGACAGGUAGGAAUACCUGUAGCACUCAAAGGACUGAGUUCACCCCUAUUUCCCUAAUAACUGCCCCCCAUUACACACAAAUCACCACCACUUUCUGAAACCAUCACCAAUGCUCAGAAUCAAGCUCAAGUUGAAGCUUGUUAGAGCCCCUCUUCUCACAGGAUAGAGGCUUGCUUCCCAAACCAGUGCCUUCUGUUCACACCUCAGCUACAUUCUUGUACCUAAUACAAGUAAUUUAAACAAUAUCCCAAUGGUUCAAAGAUUGAGGAAAAGACCAUGUUUAUCUCUAGUCUUUUUCAAUCCAGUUCUUCCUAAUUCUAAUGCAUAUCCCCAUUCCCUGUAGGAAUAACAAGCAUACAAAUCUCACCAGCUCUUUUCACUGGGCACCAGAAGGAAAUUGGCAUCCUCAGCACAUCCAAUAUUAUUUGCAGUUUAGAUGUUAGGAAGGCACAGAUUGGCAGAUGUAGAAGGACAGUUUCAUUAGGUAGAGUCACUUUCCCCAUCUUUUGGUCGCUAUGUUCAAGUUGUUUUUUUUUUCCCCUCUCUUCAUGCACAGUUCCUGUAAAAGUAUUGGGUGCAAGUCUUUUUAGCAAGGAUACUGAUAGGUAAAUUUGCCAUUGGAUAAUAAAUGUCUACAAGCUAAAGAACUAGGUCAUAUACAUUAUUAGUAAGAAAGUGAAAUUUACAGAAUACCUGUGGGAUGUGUUAAGCCUAUCAGUGUCAUUUCUCACCUUGAGCUUCAGAUCCACUAAUUGGUAAUAAAUUUCCACCUUGGCACCCUAGAUGGCAGGCCACAGCUUAGUAAAGACAAGAAUGUCUUAUUGGAUUUUAAUGGGCCAACAAGCUUCAAGAAUUCCAGAAAUGACAGUGAAGGGAAAGAGAAGGGGAGUAGCAAUCAAAACAUAUUUGUUUGCUACAGAAGCCUAUUUGCAUGAUAGUGCACUAUUUCUAUAACCUGGACUAGAACAUGGCCAUGUUCAAUGAUAGAGCUGUUAGGUUCAGUUGUAUAAUCUAAUACCAAGCAAGAAGGCAAGGAAAACUUGCCUCUCUCACAGCCCCAUCCCAUAUACACAUACAGAUGUCCAGGACUUAAGUAUGAAGUCCACAUGGCUUUUACAAGGACCUGGCUAUAUGUAUUAUUUUAAAGGGGAGAGCAGAAUCAGGGUCAGAAACGUAGAAGGUAAAGAGCUGAGUUUUACUUUUGUGUAAACCCCUUCUCUGAGAAACUGACUGAAAUUGGCCCUAAGACCAAAAGACCAAGUCAGGAGCCUACUUCACAAUGUUAGACAUGACUAAUUUGAACUAAUUAGUUCAAAAUUUGACUAAUUUAUGGCAGUCAGGGAAGCGGGAGGCCCAAGUGUCAUUGCCAAGGAAUUGUGGAUACUUUGUUUUCCAAAACUCAUUUGAGGUGGGGCUUUCCUAAUUCAUUCUCUGUCCUGAAGCUCCCACCCAGGUGUGAGUUUCAAGGAGAAGUUUCCAGGGGGGAUUGUAACAGAGCUCAAUGCUAUGAAGCAUUAGAAAGAGAGAAUAUUCUCUAUUCCCAAUUUUACUAACAGAUUUUGGUUUUAAAAUUAAAUAUUUUUUGUCAUAAGAGGUAAUGCUGGAGGAUUCAACUAUAUUACUUAAAAUUUUUAACACUAAUUGCAAUGUUUAACCUUUUUGCUGACAAAACACACACACUCAGCCUCUUACAUUCUCUCCAUCCCUCACAAAAGCUUAAUAGCCACAAAUUGUUUUUAAUGAUGGCGUAAAUUUGUAUUUACAAGAUCAAGAUACCUUAAAAAGUACAUAGUGUGUUCAUUUAAAACAUCCAUCUUGUUGUAUUUGAUACAAUUCAAUUAGUGUUUCAAGUAUGAAUCUGUCUCUCUGAUGCCCAUCUUCUCACCCUCACCCCUGCCAUUACUUUGAGAAACAAACCUUGAUUGUUGAGCAAAUGCUUCCAAGAGCUUUGGUGUUGGCACAUUCCUUUCCAUUCUUAGUUCAAGUGCAAACCUGGACUGGAAAAUUUUUCAUCCAAAUAGGUGUCCUCCAAGUGGAUGGGCAUUUACAUUUUGGAGGACAUGAAUGGAUGAAGAAGGUGCAUGAUAUUUCUCAAGUCCUAAGAUGGCAGUUUAAACGUGGCAUCCCAUGUUUGGGGUCCUAAGAACAAUUGAGUUAGGACAGUCCAUCCCUUCUUUGCUGCUGCACCCCUCUC
Acinonyx jubatus (cheetah) is the source of this 3972-nucleotide messenger RNA. It is a transcript of the gene RAB3C, whose product is annotated as RAB3C, member RAS oncogene family. The coding region runs from base 339 to 1016 and encodes 225 amino acids. The transcript is spliced from 5 exons. Gene Ontology annotation, molecular function: GTP binding; GTPase activity. Gene Ontology annotation, biological process: protein secretion; protein localization to plasma membrane; regulation of exocytosis. NCBI's taxonomy places the organism in Eukaryota, Metazoa, Chordata, Mammalia, Carnivora, Felidae. Gene Ontology annotation, cellular component: endosome; plasma membrane; synaptic vesicle. The record is from RefSeq and is a predicted model, not a curated record.